This is a messenger RNA of Meleagris gallopavo (turkey), 764 nucleotides long. The record is from RefSeq and is a predicted model, not a curated record. NCBI's taxonomy places the organism in Eukaryota, Metazoa, Chordata, Aves, Galliformes, Phasianidae.
AAAAGAUUGUAUGUUAACAUUGUCUAGGGUUGCAGGGCGUACCAGGAGAGAAAGGGGAUCCAGGUCCUCCAGGCUUCGAUGUUCCUGGUCCUCCAGGUGACCAAGGAACCCCAGGAUAUCCAGGACCCCCUGGCCUCCCAGGCCCUCAGGGUUCACCGGGUCCACCUGGCCGAGAUGGAAUACCUGGAUUUCCAGGUGCCAAAGGUGAGAUGGGCGUCAUGGGAGCCCCUGGGCCUCCAGGGCCUCCAGGGACUCCUGGAAGAAGUGGCCUUCCUGGCUUGAAAGGUAAUAAUGGAUUGCCUGGCCCACCAGGGCCUCCUGGGCCAUUAGGACAGAAAGGUGUCAAAGGUGAAGCAGGCCUGCCAGGUCCACCUGGAAAAGUUGAUCCAAAGCAGCUUGGAGCAAAAGGAGAAAAAGGCGAGCCGGGUGUUCCAGGUAUUCCUGGUUUAUCAGGGCAGAAAGGUUAUCAAGGUCUCCCAGGUGACCCAGGUCCACCAGGACUGAGUGGUCCACCAGGUGCACCAGGGUUGCCAGGCAUCAAAGGAGACAUGGGGCUUCCUGGGCAGCCAGGACCAACAGGACCUCCGGGGCUAAAAGGUGCCAUGGGAGAGAUGGGCCUUCCAGGUCCCCCAGGAAGUAAAGGCAGCCAAGGAAUAGCAGGACGUCCAGGGCAACCUGGGCCUGCUGGAUUUCCUGGACUGAAAGGGGAGAAAGGUGAUCCUGGUCUUUCAAGCAUCGGUAUUCCUGGUCUGCCUGGACCAAAG